Molecule: messenger RNA, 3321 nt
Organism: Triticum aestivum (bread wheat)
Lineage: Eukaryota; Viridiplantae; Streptophyta; Magnoliopsida; Poales; Poaceae
Product: disease resistance protein RGA5
Exons: 3
Coding region: 406-3111 (901 amino acids)
Biological process (GO): defense response to other organism
Molecular function (GO): ADP binding
Source: RefSeq, a predicted model, not a curated record
GUGUAGCAAUCAGUGGGACGGACUCACACCUCAGCCUUCGUCUUCUCCUGCCCUCCGACGUAGUACUGGCCAGCCGCUUCCACCACCGCCGGCGAACAUCCAGUAGCUACAUCUUCCCCGGCCCAACACAUCUUCUUCAAGCACACGUUGCAACUCUCAGGUAAUCAAAUCUCUCAAUACUCAGCCCUCCUUUCUUCCAACGUCAUGUUCCAACUUCCAAUUAAAGGUUGAUCUCCCUGCACUUUUGCUCUAAGAUAGUUCGAAAGGAUUCCAACAUGUUCUCCAACUCACCCCGCAAAAAAAAGCAUGUUAUCCAACUCCAAAGCUCUGACCUAUAUUGUGCCCAAACAGAAGGUACCUCUCAAGCAUAACUAGGCGCCACGAAGAAUAGUUGGCCAGCAAUACAUGGCCGGAAUAAUGGUGAGCGCUUAUACUGGAGCGGUGAACUCCCUCCUGGGUAAGGUGACCACCAUCAUGGGAGAGGAGUUCGCCAAGCUGAAAAACCUGCGAAAAGAGGUGAAGUUCAUCCAUGAUGAGCUUGGCAGUAUGAAGGAUGCUCUCGAGAGACUUGCAUAUGUGGACCAGCUAGAUCCACAGACCAAGAGUUGGAGAAACACACUGAGGGAGUUGUCUUAUGACAUCGAGGACAUCAUCGAUGACUUCAUGCAAAACGUUGGGGACAAAGACAAGAACUCCGGGUUUGUCUACAAGACCAUUCGACGUCUCAAAACUUUAAGAGCUCGACACCAAAUUUCUGGACAGAUCGGAGAGAUGAAGAAACUUGUGCUAGAGGCAAGGGACCGCCACAAAAGAUAUGCCCUUGAUAAGAUUAUCCCCCCAUCAAGUAAUGUUGUUGCCAUUGACCCACGAGUAAAAGCACUCUAUGAAAAGAAUGAACUUGUAGAUUGGCUAGUUGAUGAGGAGAAGCAGUUGAAGGUAGUAUCAAUUGUGGGAUUUGGAGGUCUAGGGAAAACAACACUUGCCAAUGAGGUAUACCAUAGGCUGAAGGGAGAAUUUGACAUUGGUGCAUUCGUGCCAGUGUCUCAAAAACCUAACAUUCCACAUCUUCUCCGUAGUUUACUAUCCCAACUUGGGGUAGAGCCAUCUAUUCAUGCCUGCGAGUCACAUCUUAUUGACAAGCUCAGAGAAGUUCUAAAGAGUAAGAGGUACUUGAUAAUAAUUGAUGAUCUAUGGGAUGUAACAUCCUGGGAAAAUAUUAAAUGUGCUUUCACAGAAAAUGAUCUUGGCAGCAGAGUGAUAGUAACCACAAGAAGUAAACAAGUUUCUAUGGCAUGUUGCCCCACUAGCCAUGAUCACAUUUGUCGUGAUCACAUUUUGCAAAUGAAGUCCCUUAGCAAUGAAGACUCAAGAAGGCUAUUUUUUGGCAGGAUAUUUGGCUCAGAAGAUGCUUGCCCUGACCAGCUCAGAGAUGUUUCUUUUGAAAUUCUCAAAAAAUGUGAUGGCUUGCCCCUUGCAAUUAUUAGCAUAGCAGGCUUGCUAGCAAGUGAAGGUCCCAAAAAAGAGGAGUGGGAACAUGUACGGAAAUCUUUGGGCUCAAUGUAUGGGGCAAAACUCACACUAGAUAGGAUGAGAGAAAUCUUGAACCUCAGCUACAAAGACCUUCCAUGUCAUCUGAAGACAUGCUUGUUAUAUGUUGGUAUGUAUCCGGAGGACUACACAAUAAAGAGGUCGGAUCUGGAACGCCAAUGGAUGGCGGAAGGUUUUGUUAGUAAAGAAAAUGGACAAGACAUGGAGAAAAUUGCUAGAAACUAUUUCAAUGAGCUUGUCAAUAGGAGCCUUGUUCAACCCGUAAGAUUUGACGGCAGUGGGUCGGUGACAGAAUGCAAAGUACACGAUAUGAUGCUCGAUCUUAUCCUGUGUAAGUGUGCAGAAGAGAAUUUUCUCACUGUAGUGGAUGGUUCGCAAGACAAUACAACACAGAAAUACAAGGUCCGUCGGCUGUCUAUUCGCUUGAAUGGUGCAGCUAAUGCAACAUUAUUACAGGGGAAAAUUAGUUUGUCACAGGUUCGGUCCGUUAUGAUCUUUGGAUGGUCUAAUAUUAUACCUCCUCUGUCAAAUUUCAAAUUCCUCCGAGUUCUUUUUGUCGAGGAUUACAGGACAAUCGACCUCACUGGGAUGAGCGAACUAUAUCAGCUAAGAUAUAUACAGAUUGAUGGCACUCGUGAUUAUGUACACAUACCAACACAGAUUGGAGGGCUCCAACAAUUAGAAACAUUUGAUAUACGUCGUUGUGCUAGUGUUCCAUCAAAUGUAGUUCAUUUGCCACGCCUGUUACAUCUGCGUAUUGAACAUGAUAGAGGGCUGCCUGAUGGGAUUGGCAAAAUGAAAUACCUGAGAUCUCUUGAUGGUUUUAAUUUAUCAGUAAACUCACUAGACAACUUCAUUGGCCUUGGAGAGCUGACCAAUAUAAGAGAUCUAACUCUCACCGGAAACAUGGUGAGACAUACGGAUGUUCUAUGCUCUUCUUUGAGAAAACUUUGUAGCCUCGAGUUCCUGUACAUAUGUACCGAAGGAUGCAUGGAUGGCUUGUCUCCUCCCUGCAGCCUUCAAAUCCUCGCCACAAGCUGGUUACCAUGGGGUUGUUGGUUUUCCAGGGUCCCUAACUGGAUGAGGGAACUUCAUAACCUGCGUGUGUUGCGAUUCAAAGUUGAUGAGCUGCUCACGGAGGAUGUUGAUAUUGUUGGGGAGUUGCCAUCCCUCACAGACCUUAUUUUAUAUGUACGAAGACCCCAAAAUGAAAUGAUUGCUGUCAAUGGAACAGGAGCAUUCCCUGUUCUCAAACGCUUUCGACUCACCAUCAGUAGCUCAUCAUGCCUGACAUUUCAGUCUGGGGCAAUGCCCAUGCUCCAGGGACUCUAUUUAACUUUCAGCGUCAAAGGAUGGAAGCAGAACGGGGCUGGACCAGCCGGCAUCGAGCACUUGCCUGCACUUGAAGAGGUGUCUGCAGAAAUCCUCUACAAUGGUACUACAGAAUCUGAAAAAUGCAGCGCUGAAUCCGCCUUUAGGAAUGCUGUCGACAGGCAUCCCAACAAUCCUCGCAUCGCUAUGAAAUAUGGAUGCCAAUAUCGGUUAACUGGGAUAGGUUUGUGAAGACUGAACAACGGAAUGCUGCAUUCAGAUGGAGAUGGACUGAUGUUUCUCCCAACUGUAAGAUCGAGCUACGCGUCUUCACUUCCUGUGCCACCCAAUCCCAUUUACCCUUUGUGAACAUUCAGUUCAUUAUCUCAGUGUUGCGGUCUGUUACCUCUCUAAGAUGAUGAUCACGCUUUGAUUAUGCUUGUAAUAAAUACGGCUUGGUGC